Messenger RNA from Lolium rigidum, 1395 nucleotides. Its product is annotated as probable LRR receptor-like serine/threonine-protein kinase At1g05700. The annotation marks the transcript as partial. Gene Ontology annotation, molecular function: protein binding. The record is from RefSeq and is a predicted model, not a curated record. The transcript has 7 exons. Lineage: Eukaryota; Viridiplantae; Streptophyta; Magnoliopsida; Poales; Poaceae.
AUGCUGAGUUUCAUAAGCAUCGACUGUGGAUAUACCACAAACCCUAAGUACACAGAUCCCAAGACAGGUAUAACAUAUGUAAGAGAUGAGGGUUUCAUUGAUGCAGGACUAAACCACCCCGUUGACAAAGGGAAUUUGCAAGGCGACCUCGAAGACCGAUACCUUAACCUUCGCUACUUUCCCAGUGGAGAACGCAACUGCUACACGUUGCGGUUCGUAAUACCCGGUGGCAAGUACCUUGUUAGGGCUGCAUUUGGCUAUGGUGAUUAUGACAAACUAAACAGUCUUCCUACCUUUGAUAUCUAUUUUGGGGUCAACUACUGGACGACAGUAACGAUUGUUAAUUCGAGUAGAGCAUAUCUGUUUGAAAUAAUUGCUGUGGCCCCUGCCGAAUUUGUGCAAAUUUGCUUGGUGAACAUAGAAUCGGGAACUCCUUUCAUCUCAGGGCUUGACUUGAGGUCACUCAGAUCAGAUCUUUAUCAGGAGGCUAAUGUGACACAAUCCCUGGUUUUGCUCAGUUAUUUCCGUGACACGGUUGGUUUUGGGCCCAAUCGCUACCACUUCGGAACGAACGGUCAGCCUACUAGGUUUCCAGAUGAUCCUUAUGACCGUGUGUGGCAGAGGUAUGAAAACGUUCCCAGCUGGACAGACCUACCCAACAAAUCUAAUGGGACAAUCCAGAACUAUCCAAAUGACACUUACGAUGCACCAUCUGCAGUGAUGAGUAGUGCAUCCACUCCAGUUAACGCCUCAAGGAUGGAUCUAUCAUGGAGCUCGGAUUCAUCCAUGAGUGUUGGUGCUGACCCCAACUACUUUCUUGUACUCUACUUUGCUGAACUGAACACCUUGCCAGGGUUAAGGCAAUUUGAUGUUUAUGUGGAUAACUACCAAAUAGCCUCUGCAUUCAGCCCAAAAUACAUGCUGGCUACUGUUCUCUCGGAGUUUGUGCAAGGCUCAACCGAGCAUAUUCAUAACAUCUCGCUUGUGGCCACGUCAAACUCGGCGCUUCCGCCUCUCAUCAGCGCGAUGGAGAUAUACAUAGUGCAGCCAGUGAAUGAAUCUAUGACUUAUGCUUCAGAUGUCGACAGCAUGAUGACCAUCCAGACGGAGUUCUCUGUUAAAAGAAAUUGGGUUGGUGAUCCAUGUGUGCCUAAAUCUUUUGCAUGGAAUGGCUUGAAUUGCAGCUAUAUUCCCAGAAGUCCUCCAAGAAUAAUAGGCUUAAACAUGUCAUCCAGUGGAUUGGUCGGUGAAAUUGAUUUAUUUGGUCGCUUAGAUUAUCAACUCCUGGAUCUAUCGCACAACAAUCUGUCAGGAUCAAUACCUGAUUGGGGUCAAGGGUCACCAUUUACAUUUCUGGAUCUAUCUCACAAUAAUCUAUCCGGAUCAAUACCUUCU